Molecule: messenger RNA, 1953 nt
Organism: Penicillium hordei
Lineage: Eukaryota; Fungi; Ascomycota; Eurotiomycetes; Eurotiales; Aspergillaceae
Product: Hsp70 family protein
Exons: 8
Coding region: 1-1953 (650 amino acids)
Molecular function (GO): ATP-dependent protein folding chaperone; ATP binding
Source: RefSeq, a predicted model, not a curated record
AUGUCGACAAUCGGGGGUAAAUACAUGAGAAAAUCCUCCGAAGUGUCCACUUCUAAGAAGGAAAAGUACUUCGGUUGGUUGACCAAGGGCAGACAGACGGCCAUGCAUAACUGCUUGAUCAUUGGUAUUGAUUUUGGAACAACGUUUUCUGGUGUAUCGUGGGUAACCGUGGCCCGCUUUAACAAGGAUGAUAUCAACGUUAUCACCGAUUGGCCCGGGACCAGCAACGACGAAGCAAAGGUUCCAACUCGGCUAAGCUACGAGAACAGGGCUAAAGAGCCUUUAUGGGGAUUUCAAGUUGACAACACCGGACCAGCGGUACAAUGGUUCAAGCUCCUUUUGCUAAAGGAGGAGGACAUGUGGAAAGAUCUUCGGGAGUCAGAACAGCUUAUCAAAGUCAAAAAGCUGCUGCGCGAUUGGGGAAAAACUGCCGAGGAUUGCAUUGCAGACUAUCUCCGCGCACUUUGGAGACAUACUCUCAAGAUGAUUCGCAAGGGCCACGCAGAUUACCUGAUUGAAACUCUCCAAUUCCAUGUGGUUCUCACCGUGCCCGCUAUCUGGAAAGAUUAUGCACGUACUGCCAUGCAAGAAGCCGCCAAAAAUGCCGGGAUUCUCGAAUAUCGCAGCGCCGGCGAGACAACCUUGAUCCUUGCACCCGAGCCAGAGGCAGCCGCAUUGACAGCACUGCUGGAAUAUGGUACCAACAUUAGCCCAGGCGAAGUGUACGUAAUUUGCGAUGCCGGGGGUGGGACCGUGGAUGUGAUCACCUACAAAGUUGUGGACACUCAGCCUCUCGAGUUGGGCGAGGCUGUCGAAGGCGAUGGUGAGCCAGUGCUAUUCUCCGCUCAUUUUGGCGCCCUUUGUGGUGGGAUAUUCAUUGAUGAAGAUUUCAUAACAAAAUGCUCAAAGCGUAUUGGUCGCAAGUGGUCUCACUUCAGCCAAGCACACCAAAACGCCAUUCUAGAAGAUGAAUGGGAGGUCGACAUUAAACCGCGAUUCUCUUUAAGAGACCCCCGCGCUAAAUGGUUGCUAUCCAUUGAGAACGGUCCAUUAUCGGGUGCAGACUUGCAAGAUACAUCCCGCAUGCCUCACAUCAAGAGAGGUAUUAUACACUUUUCAAGGAAAUCAACCCAUUACUUACCUUCCACUAACUUUAUAUUCAGCUCUGACAUUAGGGAGGUCUUUGACGCCAGAGCUACUCCUGGGCUUCUUGAACUAGUGGGCACGCAAAUAGACAAAGCUCAAGACAAAGGCCUUAGUGUGACGGGAAUUAUUCUUGUCGGGGGCCUCGGCUGUAGCGACUAUCUAUUCGAAUCCCUUGAAGCCAAAUACGACAGCCAAGGCAUCGAUAUUUAUCGCUCUGAAGACAAAGACCAAGUGCGAUCUGCCAUCUGCCGCGGGGCCAUUCUCAAAGGUCUUAUAGCUGCUCCAAUCGACGGGUAUAUACCAAACGCUCCUCGUAUCCUUUCAACUAUCUCCAGAACAUCUCUGGGUAUACCAAUGAUAUAUGAUUUUCAGGAAGGAGUUCAUCGCAAAAAGAAUAGGUUUUUCGAUGAGGUUGAGGGCUGUUACAAAGUGCGUGAUGUGAUGCAGUGGUAUAUUAAAAGAGGGAAUGAGGUUGAAACAGAUCGUCCUAUCAGGAAGAACAUGUAUAGGUCACGGAGCAUGGAAGACUCCCUACCAUCUUCCUUAGAUUUCAGUAUUUAUCAGUGCGAAAGCGAAUACCCACCUAAGUACAAGACUCACGUUGUGACGCUACACUCUACCAUUGAGUUCCAGCUUGGGCAUUUUGGAUACAGUGCCUGGGAAGUACAUGGAACUUCCAGUGGUCGAAGGUUCCAGAAACUCUGCUACACACUUGAGAUGGUGCCAUCCGGUGCCUCUACGGAAAUUUCAGUGUGGAUCAAUGGCCAGAGGCUGGGAUCAGAGUAUAUAUCGAUUCAAUUUGACUAG